Polistes canadensis is the source of this 1407-nucleotide messenger RNA. RefSeq names its product major royal jelly protein 1-like. The transcript is spliced from 7 exons. Bases 107 to 1300 code for a protein of 397 amino acids. NCBI's taxonomy places the organism in Eukaryota, Metazoa, Arthropoda, Insecta, Hymenoptera, Vespidae. The record is from RefSeq and is a predicted model, not a curated record. Gene Ontology annotation, cellular component: extracellular region.
AACAUUUGUGUAAAAAUAAGGGAAGGCUUUGUUGUUUAAACUAUUACAGUGUUACGACGACAUUAACUUUUUUCACUAAGGAACUUCUCUUUUUUUUUCUAUAAACAUGAAGUUGACAUUGCAAUUGUUGGUAUCAUCUCUUUUAAUAUCUCUGUCCUUACAAAAAGGAUUGUACAAAUGGAAAUACAUAGAUUAUGAUUGGAUUAAUAGUAGUCAGGAAAAAUAUUAUAAGGACAACGGAUUAUAUGUAAAAAAUGCUUCGACACCUAUAGAUACAUUAAUAGCAAAAAACUAUACGUUCAUUACCAUACCUCGUUCUCCUGGAGUACCUGCCAGUAUCGGAACGCUUAAUAAGAAUAAAAUAUGCGGUGGAGGUCCUGUAGUCAGACCCUAUCCAAAUUGGGGUUGGGCAGAUAUAAGAAAAAAUUGUAAUGAAACUAUCAUCAGUGUUUACAGAGUGGAAAUUGAUAAAUGCGGUAGAUUGUGGGUAUUGGAUAAUGGAAAGAACGGAGAUAUCACUAUAUGUCCACAAAAACUUGUAGCAUUUGAUCUAACAACUAACAAGGCGGUAUUAAUAAAAGAAAUUCCAAGCAAAUAUGGUGCUAACAGCAAUGGUACAGGAGUUUUAGUAACUCCUCUGGUUAUAGCUAGAGGAAAAGAAUGUCAACACAUAACGGUAUACAUGGCGGAUAUAGAGGGUUAUGGAUUAGUGGUAUGGAGAGGAGACGAUAAAUUUCAAAGAUUUGAAUCGCCAGCUUUCGCGAAAAAUCCAAAAGCCUCGAAUUUCGAUAUAGAUAAUGACAAGUUCACUUUAGAUGAUGGUGUCGUUGGUCUAGCAAUGCAUAUAGGUGAACCCUCUUUAAAAUGCAAAACAUUAUUUUGUAAUUCAUUAUAUUUUAGCUCAUUAACUUCUUACAAUAUGUAUCACGUAUCAGUGGACUCAUUGAAGAGUAGUAAUAGUACAGACCUAAAAAUCAUAAAAGAUAAGGGUAAAGUUAAUUUUCGGAAAGUGUCAUUAGUUAUAGAAGGUCAUUUCAUGUAUUUUUCUGGUAUAGAAGAUUAUACUCUUAGAAAAUGGGAUGUAAGGACUGAAUUCACCAACAAAAAUGCGAAAGUAAUAAAGCAAGAUUAUAAUUUAUUAAAUUUCGUUUCUGGUUUGAAAAUUCAAAAAAUUAAAGGUCAUAAUGAUCACAAUUGUACGCGAAUCUAUGGAUUAUCAAAUAAAUAUGAGAGAACAGCAGUUAAAAAAAGAAAUAUAAAUGAAAUCAAUUAUAACAUAUUUUUGUAUAAUUUGUGCUAAAAUGACGCAUUUGAUUAGGAUUAUCUUUGCUUAUAAUAUUGCAUGAAAGUCCAUGGAUACGGUUGUAUACAUUUUAAAUAUAUUAUAUUAUUUAAACAAUACCUAUA